ACGUGGCAAAGUUGGAGCAGAUGUCUCGGGCGGUCCAUGCAAAAGGAGCGCCCCUGACGAACUGUUGGGGAUUCAUUGAUGGCACGGCACGCGCCAUCUGCCGCCCCUCAGAGUCCCAGGAGGAGUAUUUCUCUGGGCACAAGCGCCACCAUGUGGUAAAAUACCAAUCAGUUAUGUGUGCAAACGGAAUCAUUUGCGAGCUUGACGGACCAUACAAGGGACGUCGACAUGACUCCGGUAUGCUGCGAGAGAGCCAGCUGUACGACAAAUUGUUGCAGUUGGUGGAUGGCCACUCAUAUGUGCUGUAUGGUGACCCGGCCUAUCCCUUGAGGCCACUUCUGCUCAAGCCUUAUGGCUCAAAGGCGACCCCAGCACAAGUGGAAUUUAACAAAGCGAUGAGUACCGUAAGGCAAGCCGUGGAAUGGGGGUUCGGCAAGGUUGUUGCCGAGUUUGCCUUUGUUGAUUUUAAAAAGAAUCAAAAGAUCCGCAAGCAAAAAGUGGCUCUCAUGUACAGGGUGGCUGUCCUUCUGUCAAACUGCCACACCUGUAUCUACGGAAGCCAGAUAACUAGCUUUUUUGAUCUGGAACCUCCGACACUGAUAGAAUACCUCCAGCCCAUGUCUAGGUAAUAGCUUUUUUUGUUUGAUUUUAUGUGGCAUGAAAGGCUGGCAAAUUGCCGAUACUUAAAAAUGACAGAGUGCCUUUUAAAAAAGCCUCACAUUUCUUACAAGUGCAGAACCCAGGGAUCCUGGGUUCAAUCCCCGCCCCUGC
Molecule: messenger RNA, 771 nt
Organism: Ixodes scapularis (black-legged tick)
Lineage: Eukaryota; Metazoa; Arthropoda; Arachnida; Ixodida; Ixodidae
Exons: 3
Coding region: 21-629 (202 amino acids)
Source: RefSeq, a predicted model, not a curated record